This is a messenger RNA of Monomorium pharaonis (pharaoh ant), 6293 nucleotides long. RefSeq names its product protein cueball (gene cue). Lineage: Eukaryota; Metazoa; Arthropoda; Insecta; Hymenoptera; Formicidae. The coding region runs from base 1389 to 3167 and encodes 592 amino acids. The transcript has 8 exons. The record is from RefSeq and is a predicted model, not a curated record.
CGGCGAGAGAGAGCGAGCGGGCGAGCGAGCGAGCGCCCCCGAGGAACGGCACCACGAAGGGGAUGACGACAAUUUUCCCUCUGUCCUUCUCUCACCCGCCCCCCUCUCCCGCGGAGAGCCGGUCACCCUGCCUGAAGGCGCACCCUCGUACGACGGCACGGUCGUGGACACGAUUACUUCAGCACGGACACAUGUCGUAGCACGUCGGUCUCUCCCUCUGUCUCUCUCCUUCUUCCCGUUUCUUCCCUCCGUGCUCGCGCACCCCCCCUGGUCUCACCCUCUCUCUUUCUCUCUUUACUCCACCGUGCCCCCUCUCGCACUACUAUCCCCCCUCCUCUCUCGACCGGCGUCUCACCCUUCGUGGAUAUUUCCCGUAUACGUAUAUAUACGCCGAGAGCACGUAAGCGACCGAGAGAGAGAGAGAGAGAGAGAGAGAGAGAGAGAGAGAGAGAGAGAGAGAGAGAGAGAGAGAGAGAGAGAGACGAGUGGCGCGUGCUUAUCACGCGUGCUCGCAUACGUCGCGUCACGCACACCGCCUACACGUACCACCUCAAAACGCGACGACGCACCACCGCGGCGGUCGUCGGGACGGGACGACCAGCAGCAGGGUCGCGAGGAUCGCUCCGCGUGCCGCUGCCUGGCACCGGGGACACGGUUCCGCGCGCGCGGCGGCGAGCGCGUGUAUCCGCGCGCGCUACGUAAAAACGAGCAGAGAAAGUGACAGCUGCCACCACCGCCACCACCGCCACCAUCGCCGCCGCCGCCACCGCCGGCACGGGUGCUCAUGCUUUUAUUGAUCAAUAAUAUACGCUUGCCUGCCUUGCCUGUCUGCCUUGCCUAGUACUCGUCGUCGUCGCUCCGGGCCGCUCUCGCUUCGCCGUGAGCGACGUUUCUCUCGCGUUCUACCGUCGGCGCCGUCCUGAGAGGAUCCGGAGCCGGAAGACUCAGUAAAUGAGACCGCGUUCUCCCGUGGGAUGAUACCUUUAUCGUUCGAGUAAAGUCUCAGAUAAUUCGCGCCGACUCUACUUACCUCUCCGUGCAUAAUAAGCCGAGGCAGCAAUUGCUCUUGACAAUUAACAAGAGCGGGAACCAGCCGAGACGAAUGAUUCGAAAUGAUUUCUCUAUUCGGCGGCCACGGCACUGCGCGCUGCGCGCGUGUCGCCGGCGCCGCCGAUUCGGAGCGGAGCGGAGUCGCGCGGCGCGCGCGACCGACCUCCUCGGUCAGUUCGCGCACGGCCGCCACGGAGUGAGGACGCGUGUCGACGCAUGCACCCCCGGUGCGCUCGCCGGAGAGGCCAGAGUGAGAUAUUUACGCGCUCCGUGUCGCCCGUGCCCCGUGCUCCCGUCAUCCACGAUCGGUCCACGCGAAUGCCGAACGACUGCCAGUCAUGAUCCCCGCCGUGACGACGACGCGACACCACCUUCUCCUGACGCUGCUCCUCGUGGUCUGCGCCUCGUGGACGUACGCCCGGUCCUGGGACGUGGCCGUGGCGAUCGGUAACGAAAUCGAGUAUUUCGCGCGUAACGGUACAUCUAUGGACAUCGCUGGCAUCGACGAAGCCGUUGAAUUGGCUGGAAUAACGUACGACGACACUACUCGAACAAUGUAUCUGUCUGACGUAAGCAAGAAGAAAGAAGGGAAGAAUGUGUCUACAUUUAGCAACGUGUCUAUAUUCCUCCUUCCUGAGGCAAAUUUUGUCUCAACCCCUCUGUUGAAGAAAGAGAACAGAAUGCACGUUGAUGGAAUGGUUUUCGACACGUCGUCGCGCACUCUGUUCUGGGUUGACCCCGUAAAGGACAUCAUCGCGAAGAUGCACAUACCGCGGGAAAGUAAACCGGGCGAUCCUGUCGUCCUGCACAAUCUCACCGGGAACAGUCCACGUGGCAUCGCCCUCGACGUGUGUAAUAGCCGCAUAUACUGGACGAACAGCAACAAGUCGCAUCCCAGCAUCGAGUAUUCUAAUCUCGAUGGUAGUGAUCGGACAGUUGUCAUCAAUCGGACAUUGAUUAAGAGCUUCUACGAGCCCGUGGCAGUCGCGAUCGACCACGCGGAGCAGAAGCUCUACUGGAUUGAUGACGCCGAGGGUGUCCCCUUCAACAUCGGGCGCAGUAAUCUGGAUGGUAGCCAGCGGGAGUUAUUGCUCCAACAGAAUCAUCAGCAGCCGAUUUAUCUGGCGGUGGAUAACGAGUCGAUAUAUUGGUCCGAUCCGGUGUCCAGUACGGUCUGGGCUAUGCCAAAGAAUACUAAGGCUGAAGAUAAUUUGAUCAAGUUUGUGUCAUAUGACGAUCCCAGGAAGCAUCAUCUCUCUCCGGCUGGUAUCGUGACGCGCGAUAACGUCCGUCGGAUCGAUUGCGCGACGAUAAAGAAGGAGCCACAUCUAUCGGUGCUUCCUGUACAACCUGUACCGUCCUAUCUAAUCACAGAGAAACCGGAUGUGACCAUCAAUAGCUCCAAAAACUGCCUAAACGACGGAUAUCUGAACAAAACAGACAAUACAUGCAGAUGUAAAGAAGGGUUCACUGGAUCCUUUUGCGAAAUUUCUUUCUCACUUUCUUGUCACAAUUACUGCCUCUAUGGUACAUGUACUAUAAAUCAACGCGGACUUCCCGAAUGUAAAUGCACGGGCACGUUUAGUGGUGCCCGCUGUGAAAGGGACGUUUGCAAUGAUUACUGCCUUCAUGACGGCGAAUGUUCCGUCCGAGAUGGAAAACCAUUUUGUAGCUGUAAAUAUUCCAAAGGGACUCGAUGUGAAGAGUUGAACGACUUUGCAGAGAUCUGUGCGAGCAGUCGCGUCGGAUUACCUAACAACAUGACCUCGUGCAAGUGUACGCUUAGCGAUAGUUUUCAUAACGGUAUGCUGUUACCGAUAUUCGGAGCCCUCAGCGGUCUGUUUCUUGUAAUAGUCGCCAUACUCAGUUACUAUGUGAACAAAUUACGGAGGCGACCGCGAAUCAAAAGGCACUACGUGGUCGGUAAAGGCGUUACGCCUCUCACAUCUCGGCCAGACAAUCCGUGCGAAAUUACCAUAGAAAAUUGCUGCAACAUGAAUAUCUGCGAAACUCCGUGUUUUGAACCGAAAUUACGAAAUGACGUGUCAAGGAGCAAUAGUAAGAAAAAGGAAGAGAAGAACUUCUUGUUGGAUAAUAUGGAUGAUAAUUCGUGCUAGCACAUGCUACUCCCGUCUCGCAUGAAAUGGCGAAAACUCUGCACGAGUUCUACACCGCGUCGGAGAUCAUAUUUGCGCGGAACCGUCCCGCGUCUGUAUAUAAUACGGCGGCGAACCUUAGUAUUGUUGUUAAGUUUGAAAACAUCCGUAUUGAUGGAAUGCGCAUGGGCGCGCUAUAUCGACGACGAUUUUACUCCAAUUUGGAAAAGGAAACCAAAGGUCUUUUUAGAAAGUCCUAUUUCUUAAUACGUCAUACACAUUAGGGCUGUGUUUUAGAACCAUUUCACUUAGUAGUCAUUAAAUUAAUCAUUUAAUGUUAUUAGACAUUUGUUUUAGGAAUUGCAAAGCUGGACAUUACACGUUUCUCUAAAUCUAUCGAACGCAUUCUCUUUUGUGCGGAAGCAACGCUAAAGUUUUAAAUAAAAACGCGCGAUGUUGCAAUUCGAAGAUACAAACAAUAUUUCUGAUUGUAUUAUCGAAUUAUAUUUCUUUUAAACCUUUGCGCGCGCGUGCUUUAUAUAUAACUAAAUUCUUAAUUGUUUUUAAAACAAUAUUGCAAAAUUUUUAAUUUAAUAUAUAAUAGGUAUAUAUAACUUUUGACAGAAUUAUAUAGAAUUUUGAAUUUAUAAGAUUGUAUUAUCAAUGGAAAAAGAUAAGACGACAUUGAAAUCGGUAUUUGAGACAAGCAAGCGAAGAAAAAUAUGCGCACGCAGUUUAAAACAACUUUAUAAUCUAGAUAUAUAUCAUACAACGUUCUGAUACGAAAAGUUUUGUAACAACUCUUGAAAAUUUCAUAUUUUUGUUCAUUUUUCUUAUAUCAUUUAGACGAGCUUAAAUGUGUGCAAAUUGGAAAGGAGAAAGAGAGAACAAAGUAAGGAAAAGAGAGGAAUCACGGUUACAAGGGUGCAAAAGUUGCCUUAAGCGAUAAUUCUAAUCGUUGCUCAAAGUACCAAUGAGUACAUUCCUGAAAGAAAUUUAGAUCGCGAUAUGGCGUCGCAGAGAUAAAUGAUCCUCUUAUAAUACUUUUUGACUAAGCCGUUCGUCAACGGAUUUUACAGUACGUAAUUGUGUCAGUAAUUUCACCGCGUCAAGUCAUAAUUCGAUAACUUCAUUCCCCAUUCUUUGAAUUUACAUAUAUUCAUCAUAUCACAUUUAAGAGAAUAUUGUCGCGCAAAAGCUUUAUAUCUCGAUUCGAAACGCCUCUCUCUGACUCCAUUUUUUUAGUUAAUCCAUUAAAUAAAUUCACUUCGUUCGCAUUUCCGUAAUCAUGUUCAACCACUGAUCAUUCUUUAUCAUACUGUAAGUACAACAUACGCGUGUAUAUACGUGUACAUACAUUUGUGAAUGUACGAAUGAGCUAUCUCGAGUUGAAUUGUGCUUUUACGCAUUUAAGAUACUUUAACGAGAAUUUGUACUGCUGCUGAAAAUUAAAUUCAACUCGGGAAUCGUUAUCACUGACGUAAAUUUCAUAGUAGUGAUACGAAAAUUUAUGUGGCAUUGUCUAGACAAUUAAAUAUAUAUAUAAUACACGUAUACAUAUGUUACAUUACAAGGUGUAUACUAGAUGAAAAUAGGACAACGUUCAAAGAGUCACAAUACAUAUAAAUAAUCCCCACUCGAAUAUCGAAUGUCCCCAGUGAUAUAAUACACUGCAGAUCUAUGAAACUCUGCCAAGAAUUUCUGGUAAUUUUGACAUUUAUACAUCAAUAAAAUUUGCGACUCUUAGUUUUUCUAAUUUCGAGAACCGUCAGGAUCGUUUUUUUUUAAUGGUAUCAUUUGAAGAUAUCUGUAGCGUUCAUUGCAGAACAAUAUUCCGUUUACUUAACUUCGAAAAUUUUUGUUCUGUAUCGAUGCAACGCAGAGCCAACUUUUAAGUCUUCUUGUUUUCUUCCAAUUUUGUACUGUAGCGAGAACGAAAAAUAAUUAUUGGCCAUUAUUUUAGAUCACGUGCAAUGGUGGUUACAGUGCACAUAGAAAGUCACGUGUACGAAGCGAAUGGUGCACUUGUACAUUAAAAUAUAUUUUAUUUUGGUUUUUUCAUUUUUAAGGAGGAUGAUCGCAAAUUUCAAUCUUUUUAUUCAUAUUUUUGCGUAAUUGGUCAUAAUACAUAGCAGUUAUUUACAGCGUACAAUCCGUUACGUACACCAAAGUUAUUUUUCUAAUAAUAACACAAAACAGAGUACAAUAUUAUUGGUUUGCAGAAAUUAUCGUAUAUUUUGAAUUAAGAUAAUUAUUAGACCUUUUAUGAUGUUAUAUGGAAACUUUAAAUACAGAAAACUUUAUUUUUUACUCUAAUCACAUUAGAAAGCAAACCAAUGAUUAUUAUGUUGUUCAUUUAAUUGUUUAUUUAUAGGAUUUAUGUUAUUCUUUAUGUUACGGAAUAAUGUUCCUGUCGUUGUGACAACAAAUUAUUAUUCGCAGUACAUGACGAUGCUUUUUGUUCCUGUAUACGAUAGAUGCUACUUAAAAAAAAUCGUCAUAUUUGCUUUUUAAAUCUACUAUAUAAUUUUGUACUAAAGAUUUGCGACAUUUGCCGACUCUAUACAUAUAAUAUAUAUACACAUUUAUAAAUAUGAAGAAAAAAAAAUAUAUAUAUGAAAGUUGUGCGAUCGACGUAUCGAUAUUGUACUUGGAAAAUAGCCCUCUCCCACACACUCAUCCCCAGAGACGGGAUAGUGGAUUUAUGGUGAAAGGGUUAUAUUCCUGAAAAAAAAACCGUAAUGAUGUACAAUAUGCAAAAUGUUUACAAUUUUGUGUUAUCUAUUCGAGAUGAUAAAUAUAUUAUAUGCAGUAUUUUCUCGAAUUUACUAGAAAUACAAUUAUGCAAAAAUAUUCAGCUGUUAUUUUAAACAUGAUAUUCAGCACACGUAACACUUGAUAUCUAUCUUGAAUAUUAUAUUUUUUUGCAUAGAAAUUCGAAAAUUUACUGUGUAUUUUAAAUUGUGUACUUAAACUGGACAUGCGAUUAAUCGUACUUAAAUUGUAAUCAAACGAAAAUAAAUAAGUUUAAAAAAAUUAUUUAUAAUUUUGAAAGUAACAUAUUGCAUAUUUUGCAUUUUUCUACAAUGGUUAUAAUACUGGUUGCUAUUGUAUACAAAUUAAAGUGAAAUAAAAUGGAUUAUCUCU